This is a messenger RNA of Hemicordylus capensis (graceful crag lizard), 1524 nucleotides long. RefSeq names its product HtrA serine peptidase 2 (gene HTRA2). Gene Ontology annotation, biological process: positive regulation of apoptotic process; proteolysis; programmed cell death. NCBI's taxonomy places the organism in Eukaryota, Metazoa, Chordata, Lepidosauria, Squamata, Cordylidae. Bases 1 to 1524 code for a protein of 507 amino acids. The record is from RefSeq and is a predicted model, not a curated record. Gene Ontology annotation, cellular component: mitochondrion. The transcript is spliced from 9 exons. Gene Ontology annotation, molecular function: serine-type endopeptidase activity; protein binding.
AUGCCCGGCCUGCUGGGCGGCGGCGGCGAAGUGGAGCCCGCCUGCUCCGGGGGCGCCUCAGGAGCCAGGCCCGGCCGAGGCCCGCAGAGCUGCUGCAGCCGCCAUCUUGGCCCCGCCUCCUGCCCAGGGACAGGAAGUGCGUCACCGCCGCGGCGGGCCCCGGAAGCGUCGUCGCGGCAGCAGGACUACGUUUCCCGGCGUGCCCGCGGCCGGCGGAGGCAGAUGGCGGCGGCCGUGGCGGCCCGGCUGGCUCUCCGCGGGGCGGCCCUGGCCGGGCGCGGGACCUGCAGCCGCGGAGGCGCUCAGGCGGCGGCGGCGGCGGCGGCGGCGUCGCGGGGCUGCUCCCAUGGCCGGGGACAGCCGCAGCAGCAGCAGCAGCGGCGGCGGCGGCGGCGCGGGGAGGGCCGGGCGGGGGGGCCGCUGCCGCCGCUGCGGGGCCUGGGCCUGCCGGGCCUGCUGGCCGCCGUGCCCGCCUCCCCGCCCCUCUCCGACCCCGGCCGGGGCUCCCCGCGGGCCACCUACAACUUCAUCGCCGACGUGGUGGAGCGGACGGCGCCGGCCCUGGUCUACGUGGAGAUCCUGGGCAGACACCCCUUUUCCGGGCGGGAGGUGCCCAUCUCCAACGGCUCCGGCUUCGUGGUGUCUGCGGACGGGCUGAUUGUGACCAACGCCCACGUGGUGGCCAACCGGAGGCGGGUGCGGGUGCGGCUGGCCAGCGGGGAGCUCUAUGACGCGGUGGUGCGCCAGGUGGACCAGGUGGCAGACAUUGCCACCAUCAAGAUCAGCCCCAAGCACCCGCUGCCCACGCUGCCCCUGGGCCGCUCCUCCGAGGUGCGCCAAGGGGAGUUUGUGGUGGCCAUGGGCAGCCCCUUUGCCCUGCAGAACACGAUCACGUCCGGCAUCGUCAGCUCAGCCCAGCGCGGGGGCCGGGAGCUGGGCCUGGCCGCUUCGGACAUGGAGUACAUCCAGACAGAUGCUGCGAUUGACUUUGGCAACUCCGGGGGGCCCCUCGUCAACCUACUAGAGGGCGCCCUCCUUUGCUUGCCCAACAGCAGCGGCCUCAGUGGCUGUGUUGUCUUCCAGGACGGGGAGGUGAUUGGGGUGAACACCAUGAAGGUGACGCCGGGCAUCUCCUUUGCCAUCCCCUCUGACCGCCUGCGGGCCUUCCUGGAGCAGGAGGAGAAGCGCGCGGGUUCUUGGUUCAGCAGCCCAGAAGGGAAGCGUCGCUACAUCGGGGUGAUGAUGCUGACCCUGACGCCCAGCAUCCUCUCUGAGCUGAAGGGGAGAGACCCGGCCUUCCCCGAUGUGUCUCAUGGCGUCCUCAUCCACAAGGUGAUCAUCGGCUCCCCGGCUCACCAGGCGGGACUCAAGGCAGGCGACGUGGUGACGGAAAUCAACGGGCAGGCCUCCCGGCGGGCGGAAGACGUCUACGAGGCGGUGCGGACCCAGCCCCACCUGGCGCUGCUGGUGCGGCGCGGCUACGAGGCCCUGCUGCUGACCAUCACCCCGGAGGCCACCGAGUAG